This is a messenger RNA of Xylona heveae TC161, 888 nucleotides long. RefSeq lists its product as hypothetical. The coding region runs from base 1 to 816 and encodes 271 amino acids. The transcript has a single exon. Lineage: Eukaryota; Fungi; Ascomycota; Xylonomycetes; Xylonales; Xylonaceae. The record is from RefSeq and is a predicted model, not a curated record.
AUGAAGCUCCUCUUUUUCUUCACCACCACCUUGGUUUACCUCUCGGCACACGUAUGCGCAUAUGGCCUUGCAGGAGGCUACGAGCGCAUGUAUUUCUACUAUGCCUACCUUCUCGAUGCUACUGCAAACACGACGCCACAAAAAAUAAGUUCUCUCUGCGGAAAACGGUUUGGCACCGAUAUCUGCUCCUUUCAUCAAUUUCUCAAAUAUAUCAAUAUUCCAUUCCCUACCGAUCAAGAGCUUGCACUUGCAGGAAUCAGUAAUGCCGAGGAACCAGACAUUGAAACAACAGCAAAUGCUCUAGGCGCGGUGAAACGCCUCAGUGGGACUGUCAAUCCCGGCAGAGUCCUCGAAGGAGACUGGAACUGCUAUGCCGAUGUCUUCCCACAGGUGGGCAGUGUUAUCGAAGGAUGCACAACCAAGAUCCUGUUGCUCGACGAUGAAGAUGAAAGACGUGGGAUAGGCCUAACACUGCUUAGAAAAUGCCAAGUCUCAAUAAAUGCUGCACAAGCUGCACGGCAAACAGCAUCAUCAAAUACAUUGAUCAACGAGGAAUUACGAUCAAUUAUUGGAGUUGACGGGGAGAUUAUAUAUAAAUCAAACGUGGUUACAUUAGACACUGGAAGAUCUGUAGACUUUCCAUUCAUCGAUUUGGAGGCUACGGCGAUGCUCGAAGCAAACAAUGAUAAGACAAAAGCCAUCAAAGCAGCUCUGAAAAGCUUCAAAGCCAGCGACAAAUCCAAUGGGGAUGGGCAUUUAAAAGCUAUUGAUGCGAUGACGAUUGUAAGAUCAAAUAUUGGUUGUAUAGAUGGAUAGUUUUGCGGUAAAUGAGGCGAACCAUUGUGGGAUAUAGUACUUGAAAGGACCUGUAGCAAGUAACAUAUACCG